GCUGCGGGCGCAGGAACUGGGCGCAGCAUGCUCGCCGCCGUCAGGGGCCUCGUGCGCCUCCGCCUGGGGCGCGUCCCCCACUGCCCCGCGGGAGCGCCUCCAGAAGCCGAGCGACGGCCCGUCGCGUCUCUCCGGCGCAGAGGUCUCCGGCGGUACUCCAGCGACGGGGCCCCCAGCGGCUCGGGGCCCCAAGGUUCCGGGAAGAUCCACAGGGUCCCCGCCGAGCACACGCCGUCGCAGUUCGACAAGAAAAUCCUGCUGUGGACCGGGCGUUUCAAAGCGAUGGAGGAGAUCCCGCCUCGGGUUCCGCCAGAAAUGAUAGAUGCUACAAGAAACAAAGCUCGAGUGAAAGCUUGUUACAUAAUGAUUGGACUCACGAUUAUCGCCUGCUUUGCAGUGAUAGCGUCAGGCAAAAGGGCUGCAGAACGACAUGAAUCCUUAACAAGUUGGAACCUGGCAAAGAAAGCUAAGUGGCGAGAAGAAGCUGCGUUGGCUGCACAGGCCAAGGCGAAAUGAUCCUCUGACUGACAGGGUGUUCCUGGAAUGUCAUCACUAUUCUCAGCAAACAUAAAAGAUAGGUAAAAUAGGAUAGUUAAGAAAACAUUUGCUGAUGUUUUAUUUUAGUGACAAGAACCACAGUCUUUUUUAUUUUUACUUUUUAGUAAACUUUUGUUGUUGCAUAACAUACAUUCAGAGAGUUCACAAAAGUGUAUACAGCUUGAUAGAUUUUUACGUAGUGAACACACCUGCGUAACCGCUGCCAAGGUCGAGAUGUAGAACAUCAGCAGCCCCUCAGAAGCCUCCUUCCUGCCCUCUGUCAGUCAUGACCCUCCAAAGGUAACCAUUGUUGUGAGUUCUAUCAGCAUAGAUUAAUCUUGCCUGUUUUUGAACUUUAUGUAAAUGGAAUUACACAGUAUGCACUUGUGGAUUCUUAUACUCAACAUUAUAUUGUGAGAUUCACCCACAAGUUUUUUGAGUUCAUUCAUUUUUAUUAUGUUAUAGUAAUCCAGUGUAUAAAUAUGCCACAACUUAUCUGAAUAUUUAGUCCAGUUUUUAGCCAUCAGAGAUAAUGUUAAAACGAACGCUCUGUGCAUGUCAUUAUAUGUUGAAUUAAAUCACUAAGGGCUCUUUCAAACCUAAACGAAUUUUCAACCAAAGUUCUACUGUAUUUGGUGACUGGAUAGGCCCUCUGGGUAUUCUUUUUUCCCAGUGAACUUUUAUUCUAGUUUGCAACUAGGUGAAACAAGUUUACAAAGUCUUAUAAACCAAGAACUAUUCAUUUCAAAACCUAUUCUAAAAUGAUGAAAGUACUAAAACAGUUAUUGUAAAAGCAACUUAAAAAAGACAAAAACAUUAGAGAAAGAAAAAUAGUAUGUGCCAGUGGUCUUCAAACUUGAGUAAGCCAUAAGACAGCUUUUAAAAUUAUGUCUCUUCUCCUCACACAUCUUUAAUUUGGUGUCUGUAAUUUUAAAAUCAUAAACAUGAGUAGUUCAAGUGA
Camelus dromedarius (Arabian camel) is the source of this 1498-nucleotide messenger RNA. It is a transcript of the gene FAM162B, whose product is annotated as family with sequence similarity 162 member B. The record is from RefSeq and is a predicted model, not a curated record. The transcript has 4 exons. NCBI's taxonomy places the organism in Eukaryota, Metazoa, Chordata, Mammalia, Artiodactyla, Camelidae. The coding region runs from base 28 to 516 and encodes 162 amino acids.